This is a messenger RNA of Hyla sarda, 1743 nucleotides long. Its product is annotated as ficolin-1-A-like. The transcript has 10 exons. Bases 219 to 1247 code for a protein of 342 amino acids. The record is from RefSeq and is a predicted model, not a curated record. Lineage: Eukaryota; Metazoa; Chordata; Amphibia; Anura; Hylidae.
ACCUUCACCUCGGUUCGGUAAAUACAUUGAUCAGCCAAUGGCGACAUGUUAGACUUUUCCUUUAAUUCUGAAGAAGUGCUAACGGGGGAGGAGGGGGCGGUCACCUGGGCUUUAAGGGAAAGGUGACUAUUAGGACAUUGUGUGUGUUUGCAGCCGGGUUAGGGAUCAGUGAGCUUCCGGCAGUGUCGGUGGACGGCGGAGAGGAAGGAGCUGGGAAGAUGUUGUCGCAACGUAUAAUCUGCCUCCUCAGUGCCGUCAUAGUCGUGUACUGUCAGGGAGAGAAGGGCACCUGCCCAGAAGUAAAAGUCCUAGAAGUUGGCGAUUCCAAUAAGAUGGUCGUCCUACAAGGAUGUCCUGGACCUGAGGGAAUUGCGGGAAUUAAGGGACCACCAGGACCCAUUGGACCCAAAGGAGAUCGAGGGUUUGAUGGGCUCUCAGGACUACCGGGAACGAGAGGUGAAAAGGGGGAUCCUGGAGAUCCGGGAGAACCUGGACCCCCAGGACCACAAGGAGUAAGAGGACGACCAGGAGUGUCGGGAAUACCAGGUGGCAAGGGUGACAAGGGCGUCUCAUGUCCGAAGGAGUUUACUGGUGCCAGGAGCUGUAAAGAGCUUAAGGACAUUGGUUUUCACCUGACCGGAUGGUAUACGAUAUACCCUGAUGGCAGGCGGCCAUUGGCAGUUCUGUGUGACAUGGAUACAGACGGGGGAGGAUGGAUUGUGUUUCAGAGACGUGUGGAUGGUUCAGUGGACUUCAAUCGUGGCUGGAGCAGCUACCAGCAGGGCUUCGGGAGUCAGCUGAGCGAAUUCUGGCUCGGGAAUGAACAUCUGCAUCGCCUCACAAACUCAGGAUCGUAUCAACUUCGCUUUGACCUAGAAGACUUUGAAGGCAACCGGACCUAUGCCACAUACAGUGACUUCAAAAUUGGGAUGGAGUCCGACCAAUAUAUCCUGCAGUAUGGCUCAUUCAUUGGAGGAACGGCAGGUAAUUCCUUAGUAACACAGAAGGAUCAAGCCUUCUCCACCAAAGACCGCAACAACGACAAGUCUAAUAGAGCGGAACAAAGCUGCGCCGAAUACUUUAAAGGAGGAUGGUGGUUUGAAUCCUGUCAUCUCUCCCACCUGAAUGGGGAAUACAUAAAGGGAUUGCAUUUAGUCAAGGGCAAAGGGCUCAUCUGGUACAGUUUCAGGGGCAACUUUUACUCCCUAAAGUCCUCCGAAAUUAAGUUUCGCCCUGUUAAAAUUUAGAUGGGCCCCGGCCUGGGAAGGGCGGUCAGAUUCCUGUAUUGUCAGAUUAGUUAUUAGUGAGUACAUGGCAGUAUCAUAGCCCCUAUUCUAUAUGUCAGUGUUUUCCAACCUGUUUGCAAAACUACAACUCCCAGCAUGCCCAGACAGCCUAGAGUCCUGUGCUGAACUUACUAGAAAUCUGGGUUUUGCACUCCCUAUCCUGGGAAUUGAAGUGGAAUAAGACUGUCUUUAGCAAUCAUUGGCUAAAGACUAUUUUGCAACAGCUGGAGGCACACUGGUUGGGAAAAACUUCAUAAGCCUAGGCCAGUAGUUUUUUAACCAGAGCGCCUUCAGCUGUUGCAAAAACUACAACUCCCAGCAUGCCCAGACAGCCUUCGGCUGUCCGGGCAUGCUGGAAGUUGUAGUUUUGCAAUGGCUGGAGGCGCCCUGGUUGAGAUACACUACUGUAUGUGCUUUGUGUUCCUCUCCAUUAGAUUCAGCUAGUGAGACUGACACA